This is a messenger RNA of Coffea arabica (coffee), 1470 nucleotides long. RefSeq lists its product as uncharacterized. The record is from RefSeq and is a predicted model, not a curated record. Lineage: Eukaryota; Viridiplantae; Streptophyta; Magnoliopsida; Gentianales; Rubiaceae.
AUGGAUUGUACAGAAGAUCAACCACCAAAGUUUAAACACUAUUGUAGGAUAUGCAAGAAGGGUUUCAUGUGUGGGAGAGCUUUAGGUGGGCAUAUGAGGGCUCAUGGUAUUGGAGAUGAAGGUGGAAGUCUUGAUGACGAUGAUGUUGCAAGUGAUUGGGAGGAUAAAUUUGGAGGGGCUGAUAGGACAUGUAGAAGAAUGUACCAGCUAAGGACAAAUCCGAAUCGACUAAAAAGUUGUAGGAUUUGUGAGAACUGUGGUAAAGAGUUUGCCUCAUGGAAAUCUUUCCUUGAACAUGGCAAAUGUAGCUCUGACGAUGCUGAGUCAUUGGUAUCUUCUCCAGGAUCUGAUGGAGAGUACGAGGGGGAGCGAAAAGGGUGUCAAUGGUCUAAAAGGAAGAGGUCAUUGAGGACUAAAGUGGGCAGUUUUAGCUCAGCUUAUCCUUCAAGUGAGGAUGAAGAUCUCCUCCUGGCAAGAUGCCUAGUAGAUUUAGCAAAUGCUAGGUUUGAAGUUGAGCCGGAAGAAUCUUGUGCUUCCGCCAGUAAGGAGGAAGAAAGGCGGAUUAAUCCGGUGACGGCCUACUUUAACACUCCCCUAAUUGCAAGUCGAGUCCCUUUAGACAAGCCUAAAGGUGCAUCCAAAGGCUUGUUUGAAUGUAAAGCAUGCAAAAAAGUGUUCAAUUCUCAUCAAGCACUAGGAGGACAUAGGGCAAGUCACAAGAAGGUGAAGGGCUGUUUUGCAGCUAAGCAAGAUCAGCAAGAUGAUAGCAGUUUAGCUGAUGACGAUGUGACCAUCCAUGACGAAUUCUUUCCAUCCAAAUCUCCUUCGUCCUUACAAUUCGAACAAGGCCCAACAAUGGCAGGAGCUUCUAGGAGAAAAUCCAAAGUGCACGAGUGCACAAUUUGUCACAGGGUCUUUUCUACCGGACAAGCCUUGGGUGGACACAAGAGGUGCCAUUGGAUCACCUCCAACUCCCAGGAAACUUCUUCGCUAGUGAAGCUGCAAUUCAAUCAUGAUCACAUGGAUCAUCAAAUACUACACCAGGGUCCACCAUUAAUCAACAAGUCCGAGACACUAGAUCUCAACAUCCCGGCAACUCAAGGCGAUCAUGAACUAUCGGGCAUAUUAAGGCCUCAAAAUCCAUUGAGCUUUGAGGUCUCUACUGAUAUUCGCCUUCACACAUGGACGCCCAAUUUAGGUGCAGAAACAAAAUGUGAUAGCCAGAAUUGCCAUCACCAGAACGAUGAUGAUCAAGGCAACGAGAAUGAUCGCCACAAUGAUAGUAACAAUAUCAACAAGAACAACAUAAAUUGUAGUAACGGUCCAAUUGAAAAUGCGGACGAUGAAGCUGAUAGUAAGGUGGAGCUGGCAAAGCUAAGUGACCUCAAAGAUAUAAACUUAAGUGGAAAUUCUUCACAGUGGUUACAAGUUGGAAUUGGUUCAACAGCUCGAGUCAACACUAACCCCUAG